AUGUCAAGGCUCAUCACGACUAGCUUUGGCAUUAAUAGGCAGGGAAUCGAUGCCGCCGACGCUAUCUUUUGCGAUUUCUUAGAGACGUUCGACAUCCUCAAAUCUAGAUCCGACUCAGUCCUGCCUGCUUACGCGUGUGGAGAGGGCGCGAAGACCCUCGAAGAUGGACAUGGAGAGCGUCUAACAAUCGACACCGUGUGCCUCCCAGAAAGCCGCGAGCUACUGUCUUGCAAUGAGGGAAAUAGCCAGGUCGAACUGCAAGAUUCUCGAAGGAAUGGGGAAAUUACCGAACAGGCGAAAAUUGAAACUAUUGUCAACGUCGUUAUGCCGAGCGAGCCCUCGGACUUGCAGAAUCAACUGGCUGAGCAAUACCAACUUCCCGCCCCAGGGAGUCGUAACGACGAGCCCCAGGCGACCGACACCAGGAAGUUGAGAGACACUGCGGGGCAUGAUACAUUCGAUGGGCUCACUAGAGUCAUUGUAGAGCCACAGAGUUUUCGAUCUUUGAGCCUCAAGACCGCCUGGGCAAAUUCUAAUGUCACAUUCACCGAUGAGGAACGAAAAGUCUUGAACGUGUUUCGACUAAGACUCAGAAACCACAACACCGCAUUCCAUGCCAAAUUCGGACGCCAAUUUCCAGUCAUCCUACUGUCUCUGGUUUCUAUAGAGCCCAGUUGGUGGCAACAGCUUCGCAUACUUUCGCUAUCUAAACCCGCCUCCAAUACCUACAUCUGCAUCUCUGGCCUUGAGCAAUCCGAAGACAUUCGAGCAUUCGACCGUUUAAUGUCCCAGCCAGGCUACAAACAUCUCUACAGUCCCUUGAAGCUGUGUUACGAGAACAUGAAAAUUACUCGCCCAGCUGUGCCUGGAUCGUAUGACAUUGAUCCCUCGUUCACAGGAACUCUGUGCGGCAGUUUGGUCACCUUCAAGGAUUCGGAUGGCUCCCCAAGAACAUCGACCAUAGGCGGUCUGGUUGAGCUUGACGGUCAGACAUUUGGGUUAACAACAAGUCACCGUCCGCAAGACGAAAGCAUCGCGAACAGCGAAAAGGAUGUCCCGUCUUUGGCUGACCUCAUUACGGAAUUUGCGAAUGAGGAACCUGAAGACGAUGAAUUGUUACAGCCCGGAACGCCUGAAUCGUUGAAAAUGUCAUCUAAGCAUCUUCGAGCAGACGAAACUCUCGAUUCUCCCAAUAUUGGGCCUACGUUUAUCUCCAAGCCGGUGAUUCCGGUUCUUGGGUUAUACGAGAGAGCGACAGCAGCCUCUUGGGCAUGGUGA
Colletotrichum costaricense is the source of this 1278-nucleotide messenger RNA. RefSeq lists its product as uncharacterized. The record is from RefSeq and is a predicted model, not a curated record. NCBI's taxonomy places the organism in Eukaryota, Fungi, Ascomycota, Sordariomycetes, Glomerellales, Glomerellaceae. The coding region runs from base 1 to 1278 and encodes 425 amino acids. The transcript is spliced from 2 exons.